AUGAAGGACUACCUCUUUCCCAGCAAGCCGUUGGCGAAUCCUAAAUCUAUUGUUCAAGGAUCCAACUACCGCUUCACAAUCCUCACCGACCGGCUCUUCCGGUACGAAUGGGCAGAAGACGGCAUCUUCGAGGACCGCGCAUCAACCUUCGCCAUCAACCGCGAACUACCCGUCCCCAAAUUUCGGACUGUCGACCAAGAAGAUGAGCUGGAAAUCAUCACCGAGCACUUCCACCUCAGCUAUGACAAGAAGCGCUUCAGCUCCAGCGGUCUCAUGGCCAGUUUCAGCGCCAAGAUCACGCUCUGGGGCGCGCAAUGGCGCUUCGGAAGUGGAAGGCAGAGAGAGAACCUGGGUGGUACGGCGAGGACGCUGGAUGAGGUUGAUGGGCGGUGCGAUAUGGGCGAGGGUGUGAUUUCUAGAUUUGGGUAUGCGGAGAUUGAUGACAGUAAGUCGAUGUUAUUUGAUGGGCAGGGGUUUGUGGCUGGACGGCCGGCGGGGGAUAGGGUCGAUGGGUAUGUUUUUGCUUAUGGGCAUGAUUAUCGCGGGGCAGUACAGGCGCUGUAUCAGGUGAGUGGGCAGCAGCCUGCUGUGCCGAGGUAUGCGUUGGGGAAUUGGUGGAGUAGGUAUUAUGCGUAUUCUCAGGAGGAGUAUGUCGCUUUGAUGGAUAAAUUCAAGAAGAUGGAUGUUCCGCUUUCGGUUGCUGUCGUGGAUAUGGAUUGGCAUAUGGUGGGGGAUGAUGCCGUUCCUCAUGCUGGAUGGACGGGAUAUACCUGGGAUCAGAAGCUCUUCCCUGACCCGAAGAAAUUUGGGAAGGAUCUCCAUGAUCGAAAGCUCAAGAUUACCUUGAACGAUCACCCCCAUGCAGGAAUCCACUACCACGAAGAUGGGUACGAGGAGAUGGCAGCUUUUCUCCGUCACGAUACAACGCACAAGAACCCCAUUUUAUUCGACCCUACCAAUCCCAAGUUCAUGGAAGGCUACCUCCGAAUUCUGCACCGCAACAUUGAGGAUGUGGCAUGUGACUUCUGGUGGAUCGACUGGCAGCAAGGCGAGCAUUCAAAAGUACCUGGUCUCGACCCCCUCUGGAUGUUGAACCACUUCCACUUCGUGGACGCCGAAAAGAAAGGCGAACCCCUCAUCUUCUCACGGUACGCCGGACCAGGAAGCCACCGAUACCCCGUCGGAUUCUCAGGCGACACCAUCACAACCUGGGCAUCUCUUGAAUUCCAACCCGAAUUCACAGCCACAGCCUCCAACAUCGGCUACGGCUGGUGGAGCCACGACAUAGGCGGACACAUGAUGGGCAGCCGCGACGACGAGCUCGUCACCCGCUGGAUCCAAUUCGGGGUCUUCUCACCCAUCAUGCGCCUCCACUCUGCCAACAACCGCUGGUCCUCAAAAGAACCCUGGCUCUACCGCAAAGAAUCUGAAAUAGUAAUCUCAGACUUCAUGCGCUACCGCCACCGUCUGGUGCCGUAUAUCCACUCCGCUGCUGAGCCGCUCAUCCAGGCUAUGUAUUGGGAUUUCCCCGAUCGGGAUAUCGCAUAUAGCGUGCCGAACCAGUAUUUCUUCUCGGAGCUGAUCGUGGCGCCGAUUGUGAAGCCGCGCAGUAAACGCACCAAUCUCGCGAAAGUGAAAGCUUGGUUGCCGUACCGCUGUGUUGAUAUCUUCACUGGGACGGUCUACGAUGCGGGCGAAGUCGAGAUGUAUCGCACGCUAGGCGAGAUUCCGGUUUUGGCGAGAGAAGGGUCUAUCGUACCGCUGGAUGUCAAUCCUUCGAAUGGGUGCUUGAGGCCGGAUGAGUUUGAAGUGCUGGUUGUGGUUGGGAAGGAUGGCAAGUUUGAACUUGUUGAGGAUGAGAGGACGUAUAUUGUUACGUUUGACCAGAAGACUGGAAUUCUGAAGUCAGAUAUCGACCGCCCUUGCACGUUCCGCUUCCUUGCACUCACAGCCUCACCACCCUCUCUCAGUACCUCGCCGACUAACUCCAAAAUCUCAUUCGAAUCCUACCCCUCUGUUCCCAGUAUGUUGAUUUCUAUCCCUGGACCAGGACCAAUUGAAAUUAAACUCGGACCUGAUCCACAGCUCGGCAAAAUCGAUCAGAAGGAUCGGAUCGAGAAGAUGUUACUGGAUUAUCAGAUUGAGUUUGAUAUUAAAGAGAAGAUCUGGAAUGCGGUUGAGGAGGAGGGUUUGGGCAUUAAUGUUAGGGUUAGGAGGUUGCUGGGUACCGCUGACGAGGAGUUGGUUGGGCCGGUGGUGGAGUUGGUUCUUGCUGAUGGGAGGGUGUGA
This is a messenger RNA of Cadophora gregata, 2289 nucleotides long. RefSeq lists its product as uncharacterized. Gene Ontology annotation, biological process: carbohydrate metabolic process; N-glycan processing. Bases 1 to 2289 code for a protein of 762 amino acids. NCBI's taxonomy places the organism in Eukaryota, Fungi, Ascomycota, Leotiomycetes, Helotiales, Ploettnerulaceae. Gene Ontology annotation, molecular function: alpha-glucosidase activity. The record is from RefSeq and is a predicted model, not a curated record. The transcript has 2 exons.